Molecule: messenger RNA, 1494 nt
Organism: Coffea eugenioides
Lineage: Eukaryota; Viridiplantae; Streptophyta; Magnoliopsida; Gentianales; Rubiaceae
Product: protein YAE1-like
Exons: 6
Coding region: 474-1118 (214 amino acids)
Source: RefSeq, a predicted model, not a curated record
AACCCCAUUCCCGCUUCCUCCGGCGUCAGUCCUCGGUGGCGAUCACCUCCUCCGGCGACACUAUCUUGGCGGCUACCACCACAUAAUCUAUAUACUCACAAGCAAUCAUCCAGGCGUAUCUAAUCUGGCCUUCUCCCUCUCUCUGGAAAACUUGUCGCAGGCGUAUCCCCUAAUCACUAUCGGAUCUCCCAAAUUUCGCGUCAUUCCAGCAAGCCCUAGCUCGGAUCAUCGGAAUUUUGUAGCUGUAACCGAUUACAAUUGCUGCCAAUUCGAAUUGAGGAUCGAAAUCUACAUACCUUCCACAUACGUUUACGUCUACCCAUUGCCGAGCCGCGUAUGCGUAUGAAAAGAACCUGAUCGACUCACAUAAUUCAGGCUCAGCUCUUAGAAACUCUUACAGUGUUGACAAGAAGCUCUUAGAAACACAGGAUCAUCAAACUGCAGCAGACAUAACAGUUUCAAUUCAGUUUGAGAUGGAAAGAAGCAUAGCAGAUGAGCUCUACUGUGAUCUAUUGAAUGUGUCCAAUAUUCAUUUAGAUCCCAGGUCAAAUGUUGAUGGUGCAGUACAUAAUUCACAUGAUAGUGAUGGGGAUGAACUAUGGUAUGAUGAUGGAGCUUUACCCUAUGAGACAGACAAAGUUGAAAAAGCAUUUGAUAUGGAAAGGGAGUGGCAGAGGAGGCGCGAGCAAUUUCAUACAAUUGGAUAUCGUGACGGUCUGGUAGCUGGAAAAGAAGCAUCUGCUCAAGAGGGAUUUAACAUAGGCUUUAAGGAAUCUGUAUUUGUUGGCCAAGCAUGGGGUCUUGUCAGAGGCGUUACCAGUGCUUGGGUUUGUCUUCCUGAUGGGGUAAAAGAGGGGUUGGUUGAAACAGAGGAGAAAAGAAACAAGUUGCGGCAGUUGCAUGAAUCAGUGCGUGGUAUUUCGGCAACAGAUGCACUUAAGUUGUUCCAUGAUCACCUUAAUAACAAUUUGAUGGAGCAUGGGGAGAAUGCAGAAACCGGUUCCAAUACAGGAGAUUUGCGUGCCCAAUGUUCUGGUGCUAAUGUUAUUGAACAUUAUGUCCGGGAGUUUAACUUGCUUCUUGUUCAAUGUUCUGCAAUGGAUGUGCACCUAGAAUGACUUAAAAUUGUCAUGUAAUGCGUGGAAUAUGCUUAGGUGUAUUUGCAUCCAAAGGAAAUAUAUUUGGCGUCUUUUGGAUAGCGCCGCAAAACUAGGCAUCUGUCAGAUAUACCAUUUCUGUUUUGAAAGGUUUCUCAUCUGCCUAUAUUGAGCCUGGACGUUGAAGCAUUCCUUGCAAGCCAGCUGCUUGGGCAACAUACAUAGCUUGAUUGACUCUGCUUGAUCUCAAUAGUUGAAUCGUGUAUUCUUCUUGGCACCCUUGAAAGUCUGUGAACUUUGACAAUGCCACUUUUGUAACUGGAGCUUUUAUGGUUAGUAUUUUUGCAUAGUAAAUUUUGUUUUUGGAGAUAAAUGAAAAACAUAUUUUUUAGGGUUA